AUCCAAUACAGAACAGUCUCGUGCGCGCGUGCUCUGUUUUUCGGCUUGUUUUCUUCGAAUGUCUGGAGACCAACCUGCCGCGUAUGUGCCCCUGUAUUCUUUUCAUAAUUUUUCGAAUAGGCUUCAUCCACCAGUCCUCUGGGCUCAGAGGAAUGACUGCUUAUACGUGACGAUAUCUCUUGGUGACGUUAAAGAUAAGGUGCUUGACCUCAAAGAUGGAUCCCUCCGAUUUAAGUGAGUUCUCUUCGUGUUAACCACGUUUCCUUAGAGGGAAAUCAGGCACCCCGACUCCACAGGAGUAUGGUAUUGAACUUGAAUUCUACGGUCAGGUUGAUCCGGAAGUAAGUUCGAAAUAAGUGAAUUCCAAUUCGUAGGCUUCUCGGCAAAUGUCCACUGACAGGGAAAUUGUGAUGUACAUUAAGAAGAAAGAACCAGGUUCCUGGCCACGGUUACUGUCAAACAUCAAGAAAGCUCCCUGGCUCAAAGUAGACUUCAACCGGUGGGUCGAUGAAAAUGAUUCGGAGCCUGAAUUCGGUGGAAUGGAUAACAACUUUUCAAGCAUGCUCUCGCAGAUGUCUAAUUUCAAUGACUAUGGAGGCGACGACGCGGAUAUUGACUCAGAUGAUGAUGAUCUUCCUGAUUUAGAACCACCCACCAAAGCCACAUCGGAAACUGCAGAUCAUCCCAACGGAAAGACUGAAGAGGAGGAUGAAGAAGAAAAAGAGCCAGUGGUGCAGGAAGCCUGAGACCCGUUUCACUAUCCUGUUCAUUCAUCUUUUGACAUGUUUGUAUAGGGAUGCAUUUUACAACACCCUUGCCACGUACUUGCGCGCAUCUUCUCUAUUUGUUCUGAGACGUCCAAGGGCGGAUAAUCCACUUCGAUUCCGACU
Molecule: messenger RNA, 890 nt
Organism: Opisthorchis viverrini
Lineage: Eukaryota; Metazoa; Platyhelminthes; Trematoda; Opisthorchiida; Opisthorchiidae
Exons: 2
Coding region: 387-746 (119 amino acids)
Biological process (GO): protein folding; chaperone-mediated protein complex assembly
Cellular component (GO): cytosol; nucleus
Molecular function (GO): protein-folding chaperone binding; Hsp90 protein binding
Source: RefSeq, a predicted model, not a curated record